AUGUCUACGCUAGUGGGAGAGGGGCGGGUCAUAGCCCAGAGAGUCACCAGAAGCAUCACCUACUACUACACCAGACGGACACCAGGGGGCGAUACCCCCUCCCCCUCUCCUCCCACCAUCUCCCCCACCCCCUCCUUAUCCUCCCAUCUAGACGCUCCUCUUCCCUCCUAUUCCCUCUCCACCCCCUUUCUCUCAGACACGCCCUCUCACCCCACCGUUUCCUCAACUCUGACUCCUUCCGCUUCGGAUGUACCAACCCUCUCUCCAUCCUCGCCCUCCUCCUCCUCCUCCCGUCCCCUCCUCCUGCUCCUCCCUUGGCUUGGCGCCAAACCAGGGGCCAUGGCGAAGUACCGGGACCUCUACCUGGAACGCGGCCUGGACAUCCUAUCUGUGGAGAGUGCUGUGUGGCACUUCCUGUGGCCUCGCUGGGGGCUGGAGUAUGGGGCCGAGGUCCUGGAGAUCCUGGACGACCCAUGUUUCAAAGGGCGCCCCCUUCUGGUCCACACCUUCUCCAUUGGCGGGUACACCUUCACCCAGCUGCUUAGCCAGAUGGUCAGGGAGCCACACAAGUACCCGGGCCUGGCCCAACAGGUCGUAGGACAUGUGUAUGACAGCCUGGUGGUUGGGUCGCUGGAGCAUAUGGCUACAGGUGAGAGAAAGGGGAAGGAAAGGAGGUAGGAUUGUCGGUUUGGAUUAUUACUCUGAGAAAGGAGAGGGAUCUGUUACUGAGACGGUGUGUGUGUAUAUAUGUGUGUGUGUAUGUGGGUCAGUGUGUGUGUGUGUGUGUGUGUGUGUGGGUGUGUGACAGAGAAAAGGUCUGCACUUUGCAUCUGUAUUUGUCACAAUGUUGCUGUGUGUGUUGAAGACCUAGUAAUCAUGCUCCCACCUUAUCUCCUCUACAAUGUUUGAUUGGAUUCAAAUGUAUUUGCUGAGUUUUUUUUUUUUUACACGUGUUUACUGUAUGGGGAAAUGACAUAGGUUUAUCCAAUUGAUUUAACAAGAAUGUAAAUGUAAUUAACCUUGAUCUGUAAAUAAAAUAAUCUGUGUGUGUGUCUGUGUGUGCCUCAGGCCUGGGCAGGACCCUGUUCCCUCGUAUCGAGCCCCUGGUGCGAUACACCGCUAUGCUAUACUUCUGGCUCUUCAAGUCCCAGACGGUGCACUACUACGACAACGCAGUCCAGGUCUUCUACAACAGCCCCGUCACCGCCCCGGCGCUCUUCUUCUUCUGCGAGAAUGAUGCGCUGUGUGACCCCGUCGCCAUGGAGGCGGUCAUCGACUUCUGGAGGAAGCGGGGCGUUGCUGUGGAAACCAGGAAGUGGAAGGAGUCUGUGCACGCCGCUCAUCUACGCUAUCACCCGGAGGAGUACCUCUUGACGUUAGAGACAUUUUUGAACUCGCUCAACAUCGCCCCCCCCCAGGGCUAA
This is a messenger RNA of Coregonus sp. 'balchen', 1424 nucleotides long. The record is from the annotation of a GenBank genome assembly. Lineage: Eukaryota; Metazoa; Chordata; Actinopteri; Salmoniformes; Salmonidae.